Copidosoma floridanum is the source of this 872-nucleotide messenger RNA. Its product is annotated as dynein light chain Tctex-type protein 2B. Gene Ontology annotation, biological process: microtubule-based movement. NCBI's taxonomy places the organism in Eukaryota, Metazoa, Arthropoda, Insecta, Hymenoptera, Encyrtidae. Gene Ontology annotation, cellular component: cytoplasm; cytoplasmic dynein complex. Gene Ontology annotation, molecular function: dynein intermediate chain binding. The record is from RefSeq and is a predicted model, not a curated record.
UCUGUAAUUUGUAGUUGUCAUAACACGGCUGGAAAACAUCACAACACACAUGGCGGUGUGCGAUGUUGUUUGGUAGUUUGGUACUUUCUAACCUACAACGAAAGUGGGAAAAAGAAUACAAUUGUUUCAAAUCUUCAAGAAUAUGGAUAGUUCUUCGGAAUCGCAGGCUCAGGACGUAGAUAACGUUGAACAGGACGAGGACGACUCUGCGGAAAACGCAGAGUCGGUCGACGACGAUGUAAUCGAAAACUACGGUAUACGACCUACGCUUGAAGAAAAAUUCAAGCCCUUGACUGCUAAAGAAAUUAUUCAUAACGUCCUCUUUGAUCAGUUGUCCACGAAAAAAUAUGACAGAAUAGAAGGGCAAAAGUGGUCCAAAGACAUUGCCAACAUCAUCCGCAACAAGAUUAAAGAGCUUGACGUUAAAAAGUACAAGUUUGUUGUUAAUGUCGUUAUUGGAGAAAGGGUUGGAGCUGGAGUGAAAAUGGGCACCAGGUGUAUAUGGGAUGCAGAAGCAGACAGCUAUGCCCAUGACAGUUUUACAAAUGACACGUUAUUUUGCGUGGCAGCAGUUUAUGCUGUCUAUCAUUACUGAACUCAUCUCUCAACAAGAACGUUUCUAAUACUUUGUUGUAAGAAAAUGUUAUGUAAAGUAAGUGGUACCGUUAAUACGUUAAUUAUAACUUUAGACUAAGCGAAUUUUCAAUCCUUUUGAUCUCGCAAGGACUUUAUUGACUAUUAUAAUAAAUAACUUAUUAAAAGCAUCCAUUUUUAAAUGGCAAUGAGCAUGUUGUAAAUAUCGCAAAAGCAAUGCUGGCAAGAAGUGUGACAAGUAUAAAUAAAAACAAAGGGAUCAAAAGUAUCAAUGAAAA